Gracilinanus agilis (Agile Gracile Mouse Opossum) is the source of this 1404-nucleotide messenger RNA. RefSeq names its product WD repeat-containing protein 72-like. The coding region runs from base 1 to 1404 and encodes 467 amino acids. The transcript is spliced from 6 exons. Gene Ontology annotation, biological process: protein localization to plasma membrane. The record is from RefSeq and is a predicted model, not a curated record. Lineage: Eukaryota; Metazoa; Chordata; Mammalia; Didelphimorphia; Didelphidae. Gene Ontology annotation, cellular component: cytoplasm.
AUGUCAUGGCCCAAGAGUGGCUAUGAAUCUGAGCUCCAUGAGGCAAGGCACCGAGCUUCACUAAAGCUCCCAGUUACUGCAUCUUUUUCAAGUCCUUUUAACGUGUUACCAGUGAAGACCAAAUCAAGCAACGCUGACUUUCAUGUUCUUUUUUUUGAUCUGGAAAACCUUGUGGAACUUCUACUCUCUACCCAAUUAAAUAGCUUUAGCUCCUCCAACUCAUUGCAUGGCAGUGACAUUCUGAAAAGAGCCAGAAGCACCUUCGAGAAAAGACCCCUAACGUUGAAAAGAAGUAAAACCUCCAACUCUUCUAUUUCAGGGGAAGGGCAGAUGAAAAAUGUUUGUGAGAAUCAGGGCCAGGGAGAUAGCCCAGGCAAGUCCUUUGAAGAAAAUGAGGGCAUCAAGCGACAUAAAAAAAUGAAGAGCUCUAAAAAGACUCAAUUUAUGCCACCAAGAAAAGUUGAUACCAACCUUAUGAUGGACACAGCUAAACUUCUCUUGUCAUGCCUCUUACCAUGGGGCAUUGAUAAAGAAUUAGAUAAUCUUUGCAUUCAGCAUCUAAAUAUUUUAAGGCUUCAAUAUCCAGUUUCUUUAGGACUAGUUUCAAAUGAAGAUCAUUUCUCUUUAAUGUUGCCUGGUUGGAACUUUUGCAGUCUAGGAAUGAAGGAAGGGUGUUCAGUAGUCAACUUGUUUUCCAGAAAAGUGCUGGAGUUGUCAAAUAAAUAUAUUGCUGCACUUCCAAGUCAGCCAGAAGAAGGAGAGCUAGAAAGUGAUUCAUCACAAGGGUCAGACACUAUAGUAUAUCUAUUAAGCAAACUGUUUUUAGUUAAUAAGUUAGUUAACAUGCCUUUAGAAUUGGCCUACAGAACCAGCAGCAGUUACUACAAGAAGGAAUCUGUUCCUAACAAGGGAAAAAACACUGGCAUUGAUAAUUCAAGUUUCUAUGGCAAUUUACGAAAUGGUAAAACUGAAUUUCAUUUUCCUGAUGCUGAUCUUUCCCUGGUGAAGCUAGUUUCCUGUUGGAGAGACCAAUCUGUUCAGGUCAUUGAAGUAAUACAGGCUGUUCUGCUGGCUGAAGUUCAACAAUAUAUGAAAACCUUAAGAAAGAUAUCCAUCAGCAGUCCACUGCUGUCCAUGGUAGACAAUAGAAAUGGAGAGACGGAGACACUGCCAAAGAAUGAACAGUCAGAACAGCUAGAGUUACAAUGCAUUAAAAACAUUUCUCUGCAAAAUGAAGAAACUAAGACUGAGACAGGUGAAGCAACUUCUCCAUUGCCAGACAAGAUAACCAGGAAGUUUCUGAACCAGGAUUCAAAUUCAGGUCAGUUCCUUUUCCUGCAACUUCAAAUACCUAAUAUCAGAGAUCAGAUGAUAUUCAGGUCUCCUUUUAACUCAAAAGAAUGA